This is a messenger RNA of Parasteatoda tepidariorum (common house spider), 1202 nucleotides long. RefSeq names its product lysosomal-associated transmembrane protein 4A. Lineage: Eukaryota; Metazoa; Arthropoda; Arachnida; Araneae; Theridiidae. The record is from RefSeq and is a predicted model, not a curated record. Gene Ontology annotation, cellular component: lysosomal membrane.
GCAGUAGUAGAGUUCAUACUUAAAGUAUAUUUUCUCUCAUUAAUCUCCGUUUCUUUCUCUGGCAACAUCUUUUUCAAUAGUCUGUUACUGUUCUGGUUCUGUUAUAAAGUGAAUUCAAGUAACAGAAACUGUCUUAUCCUGUUGUUUUUAUCUGCUAGUGGUCAUUUUCUUGUUGACUAAAUGCAUAUUAAAGCAGAUUUCAAUAGUGGGGAAAACUUCCGCUGCUGCAUAUGUUUUCAUGUACGUACUGGCACUAUAAUUCUUGGAAUUUGGCAUUUGGUAUUACAUCUGUUAGCUCUGACACUGCUCUUUAGUGUCUUGAUACAUCCUGAAGCCAGAAAUCGGUUCACGGCUUGGGCCACAUCGGGCACAGCAACACCACAUGAUGUUAAUGGUUUGUUAACUCCUGAGUAUUACAGUCCACAACUGCCAGAUUUGAGUGCAGGUCCUGCUGCAAAUUAUGCAUUUGGGCAUGAUAAACACCAACUCAAAGAUGUUCAUGUGGCUUUGGCAAUAACUGUGUGCACUGGUGUACUAACAUUAUUUCUACUUUAUGGUACACUUAGAGGUAAACCAAAUUAUUUGAUGCCCUUCUUCAGUCUACAAGUAUUCGAUUUCAUUAUAUCUGCAUUAACAGCUGUGGGUUACUUCUCAUCUGUGCCAGAUGUUCGGAGAAUGCUAGAGGAAGCUUCAGAUUUACCUCUGCAAAAACAGUUGCUACAUUUAAAUCCAGAAUGGCUCUGUGCAAUAUUGAUGAUUGCUGUUGUUAUAUGCAUGAUGCUUAAGGCAUACUUCAUGGGAGUAGUUUGGUCUUGCUAUAAAUACUUGAAACUGUUGCAAAUGGCUGAAAUUGUUGGAAGUUACAUUGAAGCAGAUAAUGAAGCUCUAUUGCCACCAGAUUAUGAUACAGCAACUAAAGCACCACCUCAUGCUGCAAUGUAUGCACCCCCACCAUAUGUUGCUGAUUUUCAUGGAGUAUAAACAAAUUUCAAAAUGUGUUGCUCCUUCAUUAUACAUAUAUGUAUCUAAAGUGAAUUUUUUGUGUUGCUAGUCUGUGGAGCUUUUUUCUUUUUUUGUUUGUUUCCUAGAUUGUAGAACAUAUUUCAAAUCUUUCUAGUCUCAUUUCUGUGUAUAAAAAAAUUUGUUUUAAAUACUGAUUGAUUUUUUUAUUUAUUUAAUAAAUCAUCAGAACUAAUAUUCAA